Australozyma saopauloensis is the source of this 1707-nucleotide messenger RNA. RefSeq names its product putative aspartic endopeptidase (gene YPS7). The transcript has a single exon. The record is from RefSeq and is a predicted model, not a curated record. NCBI's taxonomy places the organism in Eukaryota, Fungi, Ascomycota, Pichiomycetes, Serinales, Metschnikowiaceae. The coding region runs from base 1 to 1707 and encodes 568 amino acids.
AUGUUAUUCUCAGCAUUUCUCCCGGCUGUCGUGGCAGCAAGCUUCAUGGCUUCUGUAACAUCACAAGAGAAGUCCCUCAUAACUCAAGCCUCGCUAGUUCGUUUAGAACCAACUACUACCGAGACCCCACUGACGAUUCUGGGAACUGUGAGCGGGAUAGUUUCCAUUCCUAUUUCUAUGUCUACAGUCGAACUGUUCUAUAAUGCUUAUUUCACUGAUACAUCUGGAAAGGUGGUUGGCGGAAGAUUGGAUUUACUUCAGCCUAACGUGUGGCUCCUUAACGGUGAAAUUAAUGCGGACUGCCAAUCUGUCGGCUCUUUCCUCAGCUCAUUGUCGAGAGUUCUGGCGACAGAGGUGCCCUCUUAUCUUACAUACAAUAAUUCGACGUAUGGCUUGGAUAACUGCUUCAGCAAUGGCGCUAUCUACCCAAACACAGUGAUAACUACAACUAUGGGCUCCAUGAAUGCUACAAUUACGACCCUGUUGUAUUCGGUCGUGCAAACACUGACGUUAUCGUAUGGAAUGGUCAAUUAUGCGACUGGACCUUACGUGAAGGGUAACCUUACAAUACAGGCUUCUAACGGAACAGACAUCGAACUAAAUGAUUUCGAAUUUCUUAUAGCGAACAAUGCCACAAGAGUCACCGGUGCUCUUGGGCUUGCAAACAGUCUUCGGGGUGAAGGUCUUCUCGACUAUUUGAUAGCGAAGGGCCAGGUUGGAGGAAACGGGUAUUCUAUUUUCUUUGGCCCUCAUCAGAAUGAAACCGACGGCACUGGAAUUGUUCUCCUAGGCGGAGUGUCAGAAGCGUUCAUGUCGGGGCCACUAUAUUCAUUUCCUAGGGUGCCCCAUACUUUAUCCAACUCGCUGUUGUUUCCAAUUGUCGUCCUAGAGCUGGUCUGGAUGAUAAAUUUGGCCAAUGAUGAGCUGAUUAGUUUAUACUCGGAUGAUCCUUUUGGAGUUCUCUUUGAGAGUAGACUGCGCUACUCAUUCUUCCCAAUCAAUUUGAUUCUCAAUCUAGCAGUCCAAAUGAAUGCCGUCUAUAGCAAUCAAUUCAAACGUUGGAUUGUUAGAUGUCAAGAUAUAUGGAACACAGACGCUGAGCUCAGGUUUAAGAUUGGACCAUUGACUAUAGCGGUUCCCCUUCAAUCUAUGUUAAUGAAGACGGAGCUUUUCAAGUACACUGAUGGUGGCGAAGCAUGCUAUGUUACAGUCUUGCCCACGUCAUUCCAAGGGUAUUCUGCUCUCGGCCUCAAUGUGAUGUCACAUGUCUAUAUGGCAAUGGACAAUGAGAAAGGAAAUAUCGCAUUGGCCAACCCAAAUCCUAAUGUCUACUUUGUAGAUUCGCAACCUGUUCUCAAUUCAUCGUAUCUGGAUUCUAACAGCACAGGAAUGGCUAGAAUCGUCAAUGGAAAUAUACCUUUUGCCGUACUGGUAACACUGCAGCCACAAGUGGUGUUUACUUUUUCGACGGCAAACGCAUCCCUGGAAGCCAAUAUUCCGGCACGAUUCUCUGGAUCAUUUCUCAUGUCGGAUUCGCUAUUAAUUUCAGACAACAUCCAAUCAACUAUGUCCUAUAGCGCUGUGUCAUCUGUGCGGACCAAGACCAUGAGUGGACUGGGACUUUCUUUCACCGUUCCGAAUCAAACAGCUCUACUAUGCUACGUUCUACUUGCUACAAUCGGGUUUCUAGGUAUUGCAGCAUUAUAG